This is a messenger RNA of Mus pahari (shrew mouse), 3115 nucleotides long. It is a transcript of the gene Tm7sf3, whose product is annotated as transmembrane 7 superfamily member 3. The transcript has 12 exons. Lineage: Eukaryota; Metazoa; Chordata; Mammalia; Rodentia; Muridae. The record is from RefSeq and is a predicted model, not a curated record. The coding region runs from base 46 to 1743 and encodes 565 amino acids.
CCCUGGCCCGCGCGCCCCUGACCCGCGCGCCCCUGGCCCGCAGUGAUGUGGCGGCUGCGCCUGCUGGUCCUGGCGGUGCUGGCGGCCGGCAGCGCCGAGGCCCAGGCGAACUCCAGCGACGGUUUCCUUGAGUUUUCUGUGGGAAAGUUUACAUACUUUGUGCUCAGCAAGUCCUUUCCGGAGGAGGCCGUCCUGCGCCAUAUUUCAAGCAAUGUGACCUUUCUUCUUUUCCAAAUACACUCACAGUAUCAGAAUACCACGGUUUCAUAUUCUAAGACGCUCCAUCCCAAUGUGUCAGGAACAGGCAACGACAGAGGGCUGGUCUUCAGUCUUAAACGUGAGCAGACUGUGUGUACUUGGUACUUGAAGACGGAAGAUACCAAGCCUGUCCAAAGUGUGGCCGUUACACUCUCCUACUCAGAAAGAGAUCCCGUUCCUGGAGGCUGCAAUUUGGAGUUUGAUUUAGAGAUCGAUCCCAACAUCUAUUUGGACUAUAAUUUUUUUGAGACAACUAUCAAGUUUGCACCAGCAAACAUAGGCUAUGCAAGGACUGCAGAGCCCCCACCGUGUGAUGUGAGCACGGGCCAUGAGUCCAGGUGGAGGCUGCGCUAUGACGUGUACCAAUACUUCCUGCCCGAGGGCGACCUCACGGAGGCCUCUCUGCUCCAUCAUCUUCAGAGGAUGGCCCAGGUGGCUCAGGUGAAGGCCAGUGCCAUCAAGGUGGUCACCCUAACAGCUGACGAUAAAACAGCCAUGUCCUUCUCUUCCCUCCCGGGACAAGGAGUCAUCUAUAAUGUCAUCGUUUGGGAUCCGUUCCUCAAUACUUCUGCUGCUUAUGUGCCCGUGCACACAUACGCCUGCAGCUUUGAGUCAGUUGAUAGUAACUGUAUUUCUCCUGGAAGAGUAUCUACGAAAGUGUUCUCCACUUUGUUUGCCCUGCUUGGGCUCUUCAUUUGUUUCUUUGGACACAGAUUCUGGAAAACAGAUUUAUUCUUCAUUGGCUUCAUCUUCCUGGGGUUCUUCUUCUACAUCCUGGUCACCAGACUGACACCCCUUCAGUAUGAUGUUCGCCUGGCUCUCACCGCUGUAGCCGGCAGCUUCGGUGGCCUCCUUCUGGUGGCCUCCUGGUGGCGAUUCGGGACCCUUACACUCUGCAUGCUGUGCGUGGGGCUGGUGCUGGGCUUCCUCGUCUCUUCUGGGACGUUCUUCACGCCUCUGGGAAACCUAAAUGUUUUUCAUGAUGAUGGAGUGUUCUGGGUGACAUUCUCCUGCAUAGCGCUGCUUGUUCCAGUCAUCUUCAUGGGCUGCCUAAGAAUCCUGAACAUUCUGGCUUGUGGAGUGGUGGGCUCCUACUCCGUGGUGUUGGCUGUUAACAGUUACAUGUUCACAAGCCUCUCCUACAUCACCCUGAACGUCCUCAGGAGAGCUCUCAACACAGAAUUCCGAGGGGCUUUCAUCGGAGUGCCUUUCCAGACCAACGACUACAUCAUCCUGGCUGUGUGGGGGAUGCUGGCUGUCAGUGGAAUUACACUUCAGAUUCGAAGAGAAAGGGGGCAGCCGCCUUUCCCUCCCCAUCCCUACAAGCUAUGGAAGCAAGAGCGAGAACGCAGAGUGACCAACAUUCUGGACCCCAGCCAUCACAUCCCUCCCCUGAGAGAGAGGCUUUAUGGCCGGGUUGCUCGGGUCAGAGAGCUCUUCCAGAAGGAACAACCGGCUGGAGAGAGGACGCCCCUGCUUCUGUAGGAGGCUGAGGGUCAGUGUACUUGCCCUGGUCAGCCGGGGUGGGUGACAGGGUGACGCCCCUGUGGAUGUACAGCAGUGGAAUUAGAGGAUUCUAAGUGACAAGGUGAGAAAAGCCUCCAAAAAGUUGGUUGUAGAUGUUUUUCCUCGUUUCCCACAAUCUUGACAAGUUACCUUUGGUUUAUAAAUAGAUGAUUGAUGUCUUUUAUAAAAUACACCAAAAAAUAAAAAUGUCUCCUUGAAGUCCUGGUGUUUUGUUCUUGUAGCUUCUUGGACAGUUACGACUUAGUCUGAGCCAAUGGAGGGGGAGGCAGGCAGUGGGUAUUUAUUUGCUUUGUGUGUAGAAGUUUAGGGAUUUGAUUUGGGCCCUUGAAUGCCAAGACUAAUGGAUAAGUAGCCCCCCUUUUCCUUAAAAGCAGUCUGAUUAUAUGUGGCUGCAUCUUAUAGUAAAAUCAGGAACCCUUUUCAUUUGUUUUCAAUAUUCAAAUGAUUUAUUUUAAAAACUGUGGCAAACUAUCCUAACAUGUAGCAAUGUAGAUUUCCUGCUGUUUUGCCAGUUCUUAAAGCGGUAAAUUAAAUAACUAAAUUAUUUCUGUAAUCUAAAAUAGCUCAGUUUAUUAAAGAUAAUAUAACUUUUAUAUGAAUAAGUUAUUUAUAGCCCAUUUUGUUUUGGCCUAUUUUUGUGUUGGGGCCAUUUAAAGCAGUGUUGGCUGCUGACCCUUCUUCCUUAGGUUGCAUUACAUGGUGACUGGACUGUAUUUUGUCAGAGAGAAGUCAAUGAGACCUUCUUCCUAGCACCCCGUGAAGUUGUGCUAAUGACUGCUCUGUAUAAUCAAAGCCCCUGUGCUCCGAAGCUCAGAGGGGUCACUCAGCCAAGCUGCUUCUUAAGGCCGCCACCAUGGGUUCUGUAAGGAGGGACGACCGCCAGGGCUGUGAGCUGGCUUCCCUGACAGUGUGACUCAGUGCGCUGGUGUGUCAGCGGUGAGCUUCUUAGUCUCUUCACAGCAUGACUAUAGCCUUGACAUUUCAGGGCGCGGGUGGAGUCUUCAGGUCUGGCUUUGAAAAAAGGUUUUGAAGUUAAAACAUAAUGAAAAAUUAUAAAAUGAACCCCAUUUGGUUUAUUUCUGAAAAUUCUUAUUGUUAUUACUAUCUAGCUUCAGCAAUAAUUUUUUAAAUUGCUAUAGGGUUUCUGGCUUCUGUCACAUGCUUGUACUUUAGUUGUGCAGAUUGUUGGAGAACUAUUCUCUGUACUGUCGGAACACACUGCCAGUCAGUUAUAAAAGGCAGAAUAUGCUUUCUUGGAGGGAGAAUACAAAAUAUUUGUAAAUUUUCAUAAUUUUUAAUACCAUUUAUAUAAUUUUUGUAAUAAAUACCU